Molecule: messenger RNA, 894 nt
Organism: Hyposmocoma kahamanoa
Lineage: Eukaryota; Metazoa; Arthropoda; Insecta; Lepidoptera; Cosmopterigidae
Exons: 6
Coding region: 1-729 (242 amino acids)
Source: RefSeq, a predicted model, not a curated record
AUGGCUUCGCAACAGCCGCGCGGCCUUGGCCCCGAUGGUACGGGGGCGCGCUUGAUGGCAACCGCCGUCGCCCCUCCGCAGUCGCCCGCAGCGGACAGCCGCUCCCGAAUACACACUGCUUCACAGUACAACGGCAACUCGGCGCGCGGCUGCUGCGCCCGCGCACCUUACUAUCACUCGCGAACUCGUGUUCCUCUAGAUCAGAGGUGCGAACUUCGAAGAGGCGGAAUGGCGCAAGGUUCCCGGGGCGUCGUCACUGGGCUGGCCGCGCUACUCGCUGUCGCUAUUGCCGCACAACAUCUUACAGCGCACGCGCAAACACCAACCACAGCAGAAAAAUCCAUUGCUAAAGAUCGAACUUUCCGACUAUCUGCAGGCAGAAAAGAAGCUCAAGCCCCGAAAUGGGGCUUCUUCGGAACGAUAUUCCAUCUCAUACUUGAGCAAAUCAACGACACAAAGAGUGCAUAUAAUCAAAUAUCUGAUUUAGUUGGUAAUCAAUUCACCGAUGAUAAUACUGUCACCCCAGAACCUAAUCCAUCGAACGAUGGAUCUACGGAAACACCAAAAAUAUCUAGACAAGAGUUUCUUAAUAUUCUAGAUCGUAAUCUAAAAGGCCUUGCUCGGCUCAGGGCAUUAGAGUGGCGAGAAGCUCGAAAGGACUCGUGGAAAAACUUACAAGGAUAUAAAGACGAAUUGUUUGGAAGCAAAAGAUCCGGAAGAAAAAGAUAGUUUGAGCAUUUUUUUCUUGGUGGUUGUAGUAAUAGUGUUUGCCAUUGCCAAAAUAAAUUAUCUACUUACUUAAUUUAAUUGAAUUUGUAUUUGAGUGAAUUAAGUUAAUUAAAUCAGUAGUCCUGUGAGUACUGAAGUACCUAUAUGUGAAAUAAUACAUAUUUC